UCUGUAGUAUUGAUGGCUGAGUUGAUUCAUCAUUCAAUGUUCAUUUUUCUCAUCUUCCAAUGCGUAAGUGGAUUUUUAAUUGACAGCACUACGCCCAAAUAUGCCGGCGUUAUAACUGACAAACAUUAUAUUGCCGUCGUUGAUUUGCUAAUGGAGGAAAGACAAGCACGACAUCUUUUAGAGCACGUUGUUACUAGCUUACAACAGAAAGUGCAAUCUCUUGAACAAAAGGACAUUUCGAAGCAUGCGCAGGAAAUUUCUGCUUUGCAACUGCAAGUCAAUGGUCUAGUUGCUACGUGCAGUUUAAGUCAAAACAAUUUCGGAGUAUUAGAAGGCAAAAUCAAAGACUUGGAGAUUAAUUAUACUUUGUUGAAGGAUGAAAACCAGAAACUAUCACAAGACGUUGCAACUCUGAAACAAACCCAAUCAGUCGUCAGCAUUGAAAAUUUAAAACAGCAAGUACAGGCAACAUCAAACAAAGUGAACCAACUCGAAUAUAACAAUAUGGUGAGGAAUCAAGAUAUAAUCGCCAUUUCCAAUAUAACCCGUCAGAACCAAUUGGAUGUCAAAACUAUUGGCCACAAACUUACCCAGCAAAUCACAUCCGUUGAAAGGGUAUUUCGAGAAAAAUCCCGAAAUGACACAGUUGUUUACCGAGAGUUUAGCAAAGCCUUGGAUUUGAAAAUAGCAAAUUUGGCAGCUAACCAGAGUAUCCAAGUAGCAACAUUAGCACAGCAAAAUUAUCCAGUUGCUCUCACUGCCUGGAAUGCAGGCGGGGAUGUUACCAUUGGAAGUGAAAUAAAAUUCAAUGAAGUAAAGACAUCGACUGGAAUAAGUAACCUGUCGGCCAUUAAUUCAACUGGAACCUUUAAAGUGGAAGUAGAUGGCGUAUACAUAAUUGCAGUUACAGUGAAUUCUGGUACAAAAGAUUCGGGGUUCGAAAUUCAUAAAAAUAACAUUACUUUAUCUCAAGUUUAUAUCCAAGGAAAAGUCGGAGAUAAUGAUCAGAGUGGAACAAGUGUGGUUUCAACUGAACUACGCAUGGGGGAUUCAAUAAGUGUUCUAGCAUCUGCUGGAGACAGGAAAUCAGGCAUUGUUCAUGUUGACAAGGGUUGGUCAACAUUAUCUAUUAUUAAAAUAUAA
This is a messenger RNA of Mytilus trossulus (common blue mussel), 1143 nucleotides long. RefSeq lists its product as uncharacterized. The transcript is spliced from 3 exons. The record is from RefSeq and is a predicted model, not a curated record. Gene Ontology annotation, molecular function: protein binding. Bases 13 to 1143 code for a protein of 376 amino acids. Lineage: Eukaryota; Metazoa; Mollusca; Bivalvia; Mytilida; Mytilidae.